Auxenochlorella protothecoides is the source of this 645-nucleotide messenger RNA. Its product is annotated as SET and MYND domain-containing protein. Bases 1 to 645 code for a protein of 214 amino acids. NCBI's taxonomy places the organism in Eukaryota, Viridiplantae, Chlorophyta, Trebouxiophyceae, Chlorellales, Chlorellaceae. Gene Ontology annotation, cellular component: nucleus. Gene Ontology annotation, molecular function: protein binding. The transcript is spliced from 2 exons. The record is from RefSeq and is a predicted model, not a curated record.
AUGGCACGGCUGGCAUGCAUGCGCCUGCGCCCCCGCGGCCCAGAACGUGGGGAGGAGCUCGGCGUGGGGGCGCUGCGCAGUCCCCCGCCUGCCCGCGGGGACCCACUCAGCGACCUGCAGCACCUCUGCCACGCCCGGGUGCCGCCGCCCCCGCCCGAGCCUUGGCGGGAGCAGCAUGCAGCACUGCUCCGCGGCCUGGCCGCCGGCUUGGCCGGGAAAGCGACGGCAGUGGCGUGCCGGGCGCUCGACCUUGCGUGGUACAGCGACGGCAUGUCGCGCCUCCACCUCAACGUGUUCAGGGUGGACACGAUAUCGAUGCACGGCGCGUCACUCCUCCAGGCCGCGGCUGCCAGCCUGGGCGGGGGGCCGGUGGCGGCCCUGGGCGCCGGCAGCGCGUUGUACGCGCUGGCCUCCCUGUUCAACCACUCCUGCGACCCCUGCCUGGACGUCCAGUUCCCGGGCAACAACGCAUUGCUGACGCUGCGGGCUGCGCGCGACGUUGAUGCCGGCGAGCAGCUGACCAUAUCGUACGUGGAUGUGGGCGCAGGCGUGACGCAGCGCCAGCGGAGCCUGCACCACGCCUACGGAUUCCGGUGCCGCUGCGCACGCUGUGUGGAGGAGGGGGCCGGAUCUGCGGGGGACUGA